Molecule: messenger RNA, 737 nt
Organism: Amphimedon queenslandica
Lineage: Eukaryota; Metazoa; Porifera; Demospongiae; Haplosclerida; Niphatidae
Exons: 4
Coding region: 3-737 (244 amino acids)
Source: RefSeq, a predicted model, not a curated record
UAAUGUAUGCAAAUAAGUUGGCUGCUCUACACCUUUUACAGUUACUUGGAGCUGGUUUACCCGCAAAUGUGACGACGAUUAGCAGUAAUUCUAUAAAUAUUAGUCAAAAUGCUUCACAGACUACCCCCAAAUCUACUAUGAUUACUAGUGCCGUGGCAUUAACUAUCACCGUGACAGCUGAACCACUGCCAAAGCCUAGUAUGGAAAUUGUAAAGCCUCACUCAACAUCAACAUGUCACACUAAUCCAUUUACUUGUACUACAGUUUCCUCAGCUACAGUGUCUACUGGUACUAUGUCAUCAAGCAGUUUAGCCACACCUACUCAUUUCAGCAGCUCAUCUGCUACUACAGUCUACUCGUAUAAAGUAAAAAUACUCAAUCCAAAGAGGAAAUUUGAUACAUCAAAAUGUAAGUUUCUUGACACUUUCAAGUUUGAAAACUCCAGUCCUUCUUUCUCCUGGAAAAAAACUCACAAUACAGAAUUUACCCUACAGGCAUUACAGCGUCUCGUGAAUCAGGGGUUUGCUCAAGUAACUCCUGAAAGGUGGGCCAGUCUAAUUAAACAUACUCAGGAGAAAGUAGAAGAUGUAUACUUUACAGCUGAUAGAUUAGAGAACUGGAAACGAGUUGAAGAAUUUGUCAUACAUGUUGGAGCAGAUGAUGACGAAAGUGAUUCAGAUGAAGAGUACAGUGACAUCAGUGAUUAUGAUUCUGAUGAUUCUGACGAUGAAAUAUGA